Jaminaea rosea is the source of this 2331-nucleotide messenger RNA. RefSeq names its product alpha/beta-hydrolase. The transcript is spliced from 2 exons. The record is from RefSeq and is a predicted model, not a curated record. Gene Ontology annotation, biological process: proteolysis. Bases 16 to 2286 code for a protein of 756 amino acids. NCBI's taxonomy places the organism in Eukaryota, Fungi, Basidiomycota, Exobasidiomycetes, Microstromatales. Gene Ontology annotation, molecular function: serine-type endopeptidase activity.
CUCCUCGCCAACACAAUGCUCUCCUUGCGCGAGGUUGAAGCCCUCUACGAGCGUCUCGCCGAGCUCCCUGUCAUCAGCGGUGCGGAGCUACUACGUCAUGCCAAGCAGGCGCGCAUACACUUGAACGUCGCCGAUCAUGCGCGCUUGGAGAAGGCCAAACAGGUGCUGCAGGUGCCGCUGAGCCGGGAUGGAGAUGCAGAAGUGCCGGGGCCUGUUGCCGUCGAUGGUGGGGUGAAGCUGGAUUGGGCGGUACUAGGCAACAAUAAGUACCGGGUGACGCUGAAGGAGGCAAGUGGGGAGGGUGCAAAAGGUGGCAAGGGUCAACGCUUCGUUGAGGUGUGGUGGGGAGCGCAGAGGAUCCACUACGUCGACGUUGGGUCAGCCCAUGGUUCCUUCGCUGCGGACGCGACCUUCUCGACCUCAUCGGCCAGUCUGGACCCCACCACCGGUAGGCUCUCGAUCCUCUAUCAAGCAGGGGCCAAGCAUCCCCGCGAUGAGGACAGCCCCUCAAGCAGCUCUUCAGCCCGCAGCCCGCUUGAUCGCUUCAGGUAUCAAGCCCCCGUGGGCGAAAAGUAUGCAAGGGACUUUCAGCCACGCCUCUUCUUGCUGCGAGUGGGCGGCUCACUCCCCGCACACUUGCAAGAGUUGAGGACGACCAAGCCUGAUCGCUUUCUGGCACAGGGCGUGCUUACAUCGGAUGGGAAGUGGGUUGCGGCGACAGCAUACGACGCAAUGGCUGAUGGACGCAGGUUGGGUCAGGUGUACUGUACGAACAGGCCGAGUAGCAUUCGGGCUUUCCCAGUGCCGGGGGAUGUCAAAGGGAACGAAAAGGAGUCUCAGCAUCUGUCCGCACGAGCAAAGGUCACAGCAGCCACAGUCGUCACGAUGCAAGAGUCCAAGAUGCGCCAGCUUAGUACCCCGGGCAGAGCAGCUCGUUCACCACGAGCAGUGCCGAGCUCCAAAAGAUCUCAGGUGAUCUGGCUCGAGACGCCUGAAGGUGGGCCGCACAACUCGUCAUCUGCCAUCUGCACAGCAAUGCUUGCUGACGAUAGCGAUGGCGAGGUACAAGAGAUCAUACCGCUCGACUACAAGGACAGCCAUGACGCGGACAGCGGGCUGUGGAUCGACCAGUUACCUCGUGAGCCCUUCAUCACGUCCGACAAGGGCGAAGAUGAGAUGCUGUUCGGCCUCACGACGAUCAGCGGCUCGAAGCGGAUCGUUCGCACGUUCUCACUGGACGGUAAGGCACGUUGUGUCUACGGUCUCGACGGGGGACAGUCAGGCAUGCACAGCUGGGCAUUCUUGGCUGCCAGCGAGGGUGGGUUCCUGCUACUGCGCUCCAGCCUCAUCUCCCUGCCUGAAGUCCUCUACAUACCUGCGGGCAGUGAUGAGCAGCCGCGCCCCCUGUGGCAAGUCACUUUACCCCCUUCCUCACCCGAUGUGGAGCAGCUUUCCCAGGCCAAUCUUCAGAUCCUCCGCAUCCCGGGCACAGAGCAGGCACUCCCCUCUGACGGGCCAAUCGAGGCAAUCCUCCUUCGUCCAUCGGGUAGCACCUCCUCACCAUCGCCCUGCAUCCUACUCCCCCACGGCGGCCCGCACGGUACAACCACCACAGACUUCGCUCCUGGAGCUGCCGCUCUCUGCUUGGCCGGAUACAGUAUCCUCGCGCCCAACUACCACGGCUCACUAGGCCGCUCGCCGGCGUUCAACUCCUCCCUGAUCGGCCGCGCCGGUACGCUUGACAUUGAGGACUGCAUGGCAACGCUUGAGUACGCCAUCACAAAAGGCUACGCGGCAAAGGACUCGAUCUAUCUCUCAGGUGGGAGCCACGGAGGCUUCAUCGCCGGGCAUCUAGCUGGCCGCGAGCCCGCAUCAUGGAAAGCAGUCGCCAUGCGCAACCCCGUGACGCACAUUGGAGAGCAGUUUGUCGAGACCGACAUCAAAGACUGGACUCUUGCAGAGACGGGCCACCCGUUCUCCUUCCAAUCUCCACCGCCCUACCUGACGCCAGACUUGUACGCAGCUCUGGACUCUGUCUCUCCCCUUCAGUACCAUGGAGCGAUCACGGCGCCCACCCUUCUUCUCUUGGGUGACUCGGAUCAGCGUGUACCCCCGAGCCAGGGGCUGGCGCUGUAUCACGCGAUGAAGGGCAAGGGGAAAGAGGUUGGGCUGUGUUGGUUUGAGGGCGCGGACCACGCAUUGGAUACUGUUGAGGCCGCGAAGGGGGCGUGGCUGGGUGUGUGGGAAUGGUUUGAGGGGGCUCGACGGGGUUCAAAGGUGGAUUAGAUACAAUGAAAGGCAGUAAACAUGCAAUAGGAGCAGGUAGCGAUG